This is a messenger RNA of Penicillium alfredii, 1665 nucleotides long. Its product is annotated as MRS7 family protein. Lineage: Eukaryota; Fungi; Ascomycota; Eurotiomycetes; Eurotiales; Aspergillaceae. The transcript is spliced from 3 exons. Gene Ontology annotation, cellular component: mitochondrial inner membrane. Gene Ontology annotation, biological process: intracellular monoatomic cation homeostasis. The coding region runs from base 1 to 1665 and encodes 554 amino acids. Gene Ontology annotation, molecular function: ribosome binding. The record is from RefSeq and is a predicted model, not a curated record.
AUGUCCGCCACGAUGAGAUCGGCCCGACUGGUGCGCAACACCACGGCCCUGCGGCCUAGCCUGACUGCGCGCACUCGUGCCAGCGCACUGGGCCCGGCCUCGGUGGCUACGGCCAACACCCUGCUAUGGAACGGACGCGGUAUCCCAUCGCAAGUGUCGGCCCUCGCCAUUUUGAUCCCCCACCAGCGCGGAUAUGCGACCGAGCAAUCCACAUCGACCUCGUCCCAGUCAUAUCCGCCUCCUGGCUUCAACGCCGAGCAAGCGAAAAAGCCGCUGCCUCAGGAUCAGAGCUCGUCUUCGCAAUCGGCGACUCAGCCCGCUGCCUCGAAGUCUCAAUCGCACACCGUGAGCGAUGCUAAUACGCAAGCGCGCGAAACGACCGUGGCCAAGGCGACGGAAGACCAGAAGAAGGUGGCCGAGGAGAAGAAGGAGACUAAGAACUUGACUAUGGGGCAGAAGAUCAAGAAGGAGGUGCAGCACUACUGGGAUGGCACGAAGCUGUUGGCUACAGAGGUUAAGAUCAGUUCCCGGCUGGCAUUGAAGAUGGCGGGAGGCUAUGAGCUGAGCCGGAGAGAGCACCGCCAGCUUCAACGCACUACCAAGGAUCUGGGCCGCUUGGUCCCGUUCUCGGUCUUCCUGAUCGUUCCCUUUGCGGAGCUGCUGCUCCCCGUUGCCCUGAAGAUCUUCCCGAACCUCCUACCCAGCACCUACGAGGGCCAGAAGGCCCGUGAGACCAAGGCCCUGAACCUCUCCUCGACCCGCAAGGAGGUUUCUGGGUUCCUCCGGAACACUCUGCGGGAGACCGGUCUGCCGCUGACGGCAGCCACGGUAAAGAACGAGGAAUUCGCGGAUUUCUUCCGCAAGAUCCGUACCACGGGCGAGUCUCCGUCGACCCAGGAUGUUAUUAAGGUCUGCAAGAUCUUCAAGGAUGAUCUGACUCUGGACAACUUGUCGCGGCCGCAGCUGGUGGCCAUCUGCCGCUACAUGAACCUUAACUCGUUCGGUACGGACGCCAUGCUCCGCUACAAUAUCCGACACCGCAUGCGCCAGAUCAAGCGGGAUGACCGCGCGAUUUUCUACGAGAGUGUCGACUCGCUGUCUGUGCCCGAGCUGCAGAUGGCCUGCGCGUCGCGUGGCAUCCGUACACACGGAGUGUCGCCCGCGCGCCUGCGCGAGGAUAUCUCCAUGUGGCUCGACCUACGUCUUAAGCAGGGCGUCCCGUCCACGCUGUUGGUCCUGAGCAAUGCGUAUAUGUACACGCAGGGCGGCAAGGAGUCGGAGAUGGCGUCGCAGAUCGACGCGCUCAAGUCGGUGCUCUCGAGUAUCCCCGAGGAGCUCUUCCACGAGAUCGAGCUCGAGGUGCAUAACGCCGAGGGCGCUGCCACUAACAAGCAACGUCUCGAGGUCAUCAAGGAGCAGGAAGAGCUCAUCGAGGAGGAGAACGAGCAGAACAGCGAGAACGAGGGCAAGGGUGUCACCGCGCCCAAGGACACCGAGGACAUCGACGACAAGGAAGAAACUAAGGUCGAGGCCACAUCUGGCAACUCUUCCCAGCAGUCUGCUGAAGCUAGCGAGGCUCUGUCUGAGGGUCAGCGAGCCGAAUCCGAGCAGGCCGGGUCGGCCGACACGCCCAAGGAGGGCAAGAAGACGAGCGAGAGCUCGUAA